This is a messenger RNA of Bipolaris victoriae FI3, 924 nucleotides long. RefSeq lists its product as hypothetical. Bases 1 to 924 code for a protein of 307 amino acids. Gene Ontology annotation, biological process: pyridoxine biosynthetic process; pyridoxal 5'-phosphate biosynthetic process; amino acid metabolic process. The record is from RefSeq and is a predicted model, not a curated record. Gene Ontology annotation, molecular function: amine-lyase activity. NCBI's taxonomy places the organism in Eukaryota, Fungi, Ascomycota, Dothideomycetes, Pleosporales, Pleosporaceae. The transcript is spliced from 3 exons.
AUGGCAACUGAACUCCCCACCACCAAUGGCAACCGCGCCCAAGAUGGCGAGAACAACUUUGCCGUCAAGGCUGGAUUGGCACGCAUGCUGAAGGGCGGAGUCAUCAUGGAUGUUGUCAAUGCUGAGCAGGCACGGAUAGCAGAAGAAGCCGGAGCCUCAGCCGUCAUGGCCCUCGAGCGUGUUCCUGCUGAUAUUCGUGCUCAAGGCGGCGUAGCACGUAUGAGCGACCCCAAGAUGAUCAAGGAGAUUAUGGACACGGUCACCAUCCCCGUCAUGGCCAAAGCCCGAAUUGGUCACUUCGUCGAAUGCCAGAUCCUCGAAGCCCUCGGCGUAGACUACAUUGACGAAUCCGAAGUCCUCACCCCAGCCGACGCCCUGCACCACGUCUCCAAGCACCCCUUCCGCAUCCCCUUUGUCUGCGGCUGCCGCAACCUAGGCGAAGCUCUGCGCCGCAUCUCCGAAGGCGCCGCCAUGAUCCGCACAAAAGGCGAAGCCGGCACCGGCGACGUCAUCGAAGCCGUCCGCCAUAUGCGUACCGUCAACGCCGAAAUCGCCCGCGCAAAAAACAUGUCAGAGGAGGAACUCCGCGUCUACGCCAAGGACCUCCAGGUCGACUACGCUCUCCUCAAGGAAACAGCAAAGCUGGGUCGUCUGCCCGUCGUCAACUUUGCAGCUGGCGGCGUAGCUACCCCCGCCGAUGCGGCCCUCAUGAUGCAACUCGGCUGCGACGGCGUCUUCGUCGGCUCCGGCAUCUUCAAAUCGGGCGACGCGGCGAAGCGCGCCAAGGCUAUUGUGCAGGCUGUCACGCAUUAUAACGACCCCAAGGUCCUCAUGGAGGUUAGUAUGGAUCUCGGUGAGGCCAUGGUGGGGAUUAAUUGCAGUUCUAUGGCUGAGGAGGAGAAGUUGGCGAAGAGGGGGUGGUAA